This is a messenger RNA of Lottia gigantea (owl limpet), 586 nucleotides long. RefSeq lists its product as hypothetical. Lineage: Eukaryota; Metazoa; Mollusca; Gastropoda; Lottiidae. The record is from RefSeq and is a predicted model, not a curated record. The annotation marks the transcript as partial. The transcript has 4 exons.
AUGGUAGUAGGUUUGGGAUCAUGGUCGUAUGAUUCCAGGAUUGACUGUCAUAAUUUUGGAUUUAAUAAUUAUUAUACCUGUCAUUGUUUAAGUAAUGAAAAGUGUAAUAUUAAAAAUGGUGGCUGUAGAAGUGGAUGUUCAAGAGGCUGGAGAGGACCUUCUUGUCAACAAGAAAACAGAGCUUUAGAUUCUACGUCUGUCAAUCAAAGUGGAAUAUAUAACAAUAAACCAAGUCUAUAUGGUCCUCUACUAGUUGUAGAUGGAUAUAACGAUACCAAUAGAAACAUACAUUACUGUAGUGACACUGAGACUGAUACCUCAACUUGGCAGUGGUGGUCUAUAGAUUUACAAGAAGAAUAUCCUAUAGGAUAUUUAAAGAUCUUUCACAGAUAUGAUCGAUUGUAUGUUUUUAAAGGGUUUUCGGUACAUAUUGAUAAUGAAUUAUGCUUUCGACAUACCGGAUCAUCAAACCCUCCUGCUGUAUUCCCAAUAGAAUGUAGAAAAACUUUAACUGGUCGUCAUGUUAAUAUCAGCCGUGAUACUGAUACACUUCGAUAUAUCGCUUUAUGUGAAGUUGAAAUAUACG